Messenger RNA from Numida meleagris (helmeted guineafowl), 3826 nucleotides. It is a transcript of the gene KCNK1, whose product is annotated as potassium two pore domain channel subfamily K member 1. Gene Ontology annotation, molecular function: potassium ion leak channel activity. The transcript is spliced from 3 exons. Gene Ontology annotation, cellular component: membrane. The coding region runs from base 128 to 1138 and encodes 336 amino acids. NCBI's taxonomy places the organism in Eukaryota, Metazoa, Chordata, Aves, Galliformes, Numididae. Gene Ontology annotation, biological process: stabilization of membrane potential; potassium ion transmembrane transport. The record is from RefSeq and is a predicted model, not a curated record.
CCGGGUGCGCUACCUGCGCGGCGCCGCCACGUGAGCGCCACAUCAGCGCCGCUCCGCGCGCUCCGAGCCGGCAGGAGCAGCAACGGCAGGCGGCAGCGGCCGCGCUCCCGCUCGGCGGCCCGGGAAGAUGCUGCAGUCGCUGGCGGGCAGCUCCUGCGUGCGGCUGGUGGAGCAGCACCGCUCCGCCUGGUGCUUCGCCCUGCUGGUGCUGGGCUACCUGCUCUACCUGGUGUUCGGCGCCGUGGUCUUCUCCUCGGUGGAGCUGCCCUACGAGGACCUGCUGCGGCAGGAGCUGGGCAAGCUGAAGCAGCGCUUCCUGGUGGAGCACGCCUGCCUGUCGGAGCAGCAGCUGGAGCAGUUCCUGCUGCGGGUGCUGGAGGCCAGCAACUACGGCGUCUCGGUGCUCAGCAACGCCUCGGGCAACUGGAACUGGGACUUCACCUCCUCGCUCUUCUUCGCCAGCACCGUGCUCUCCACCACGGGUUAUGGACAUACAGUGCCUUUAUCUGAUGGAGGAAAGGCCUUCUGCAUUGUCUACUCAGUCAUCGGGAUCCCAUUUACACUGCUUUUCCUGACAGCGGUGGUACAACGCAUCAUUGUUUAUGUCACCAGGCGGCCUGUACUGUAUUUCCACAUUCGCUGGGGCUUCUCCAAGCAGAUUGUUGCCAUCAUCCAUGCUGUAGUCCUUGGGUUCAUCACUGUCUCAUGCUUUUUCUUUAUCCCAGCAGCAAUUUUUUCUGUUCUGGAAGAUGACUGGAAUUUUUUGGAGUCUUUUUACUUUUGUUUCAUUUCCCUGAGCACCAUUGGCCUAGGAGACUAUGUGCCAGGAGAAGGCUACAAUCAAAAAUUCAGAGAGCUGUAUAAAAUUGGAAUUACAUGUUACCUCUUGCUGGGCCUCAUCGCAAUGUUGGUGGUUCUUGAGACUUUCUGUGAACUCCAUGAGCUCAAAAAGUUUAGGAAGUUGUUUUAUGUGAAGAAGGACAAGGAAGAGGACCACGUGCAUAUAAUGGAACAUGACCAGCUCUCCUUCUCCUCCAUCUCAGACCAAGCAGCCUCCAUGAAGGACGAUCAGAAGGCAAAUGAGCCUUUUGUGACUUCUCAGUCCCCAGCUUCCAAUGACAGCUCUCUAAAUAAUUAAUACAGGGGCAUCCACAACGUUGUUUUGGUGCAUUUAUGCUACUUAUUAUAAGAAAUAGAAUGUAUCUUUUUUUUUCCUGAAAAUUGAAGCUGGAAGACUGUGCUAUUUUAACAAAGAUUCAUCACUUCUAACAUAGAAAAGACUUCUGGGGAAAAGUGUGGGAGCCACCCUGGGAAUAGGGAAAGAAAUGCAGGAUGUGAUUGGGAACAUUAGGCCAUUUUGCUUGAGACAUAAAGAGGUGGGAGUACUACUUUCAGAGGCGCCAGAGAGAAAGGCUCGGAGAAGCAACUUCAUCUGUCUUUAGGAGAGUAGGGCCUUCACUGAAAUCCAGCUUGUCUGGUUGCAUGCCCUGUCUUACAACAUGAUGAAAUUUUGCGAUAUACACUUUUAUCUGAGAAAGGUAGUCACAGAUUUAUUCCAAACACGCCAAAUAUCUUCAUCUGGGAAAUAUUUCCAGAGCAGUAUCUGUAGACUUGCUGGAGGGGAGUAUCUAGCUCAUCCUCCUGUUGCCCAGUAACUUUCAUGCGCAGGCAAUAACUCUAGGAAUGAAAAAACAGGGCUCUGUCCCUUCCUCUGCCCAGGCCAUUUACAUUCAAAUUUCCUACUUCCUUAAAAUGUCCCCAAAUAACAGGAAAAAUGUUCUGAAGAGAAUGUGCCUUGAGUCUUCCAUGCUGUUUUGCUUUGUUAAAAAUGCUUAUGUAAACUCUGAGAGGUAGCAAAAGCCAUUCAAAAGUGCUGGAUGAUAGGGCUGUAGGGAAGUGAAAGUCCUCUUCCUUCUGAAGUGAGUAGGAAUGUUUUGGGUUUUUUUUUUUAGCUGAAUGGAACAAAAUGAAAACAGGAACUGAAAUUCAGCAUAUGCCAUUUUUGCUGUAGUGAAACACUUAAAGCAUGCUCCUAGAUGAGGAUUGAAGUCUUAUAAGCAGAGUAAGGCCUCAACGCUGUUUCAUCUACAGUACAACCCACCAUGUGCUGAGCUGUUAGGCAUCUGGAGGAAUAGAAGUAGUGUCAUCUUUGAACACAGCCCCUUCAUUUCAUUUUCUAGCUAGUACUCAGAGCACUUCGGAGGAGAAUGGAACGUUUCCAAACAAUUUUUUCAGUUUUUCAUAUGGCAAGAAAACAGGAAAAAUGUCAUAUUUGGUUCAGAUGGAACCGGAUGGUACCGAAUUUUUUUCCCCUUGGGAAAAGUCACUACAAAGUCAAGAUCCCACUCAACUUCUGAAGCUGGAGCCUCUUUGGCUGUAACAGGAGAGGCGUUUUAGUCCGGCUACCUGUCACUGUGCUGAAUGCAGGGACCUCAAAGUGAAUUUCAGGGAGCAGGAGAUGAGACUAAGUGGUCACAGUACUCUCUUCUGGCCUUAAGAAUCUAUGAAAUGGGAAUCUCAGUAAUGUUUUGCAACGAAUAAAAGAUCCAGAGCACAAAUAGCCAUAUUAGGAAAACCUCCCACAUAGGAAUAGUGUAGAGGAGAGCCUUUUCCCUGCAGUGCAAGCAUGCGAGAUUGCCUGUAAUUUGGCUUGUAGUGUUUAGAGCUGAAGAAUAUUUUACUGUAAAAGAAAAAAAAAUGCAGCUUGUCUAGAAUUAGCUCACAUGGGAAAAAUACUUGAAAGUAAAUAACCCAAAAUAUUCUGUGUUUCAGCUUAAUUAUAGCUAGUAUCAAACUGAUUUUAUAUCUUUACUGGAAAAAAAACUUACUUUAUGGCUAAAUCAACUAAAAGUCUUCAAUUUAUAUUUGUAGAAAAUCAGAGCUAAAGGUUUUGGUUGUUUUGGGUUUUAUAGAUUAGGUGAGAGCAUACUGUGUUUGCAUGUUCCCAGGAAAGUGGCUAUUUUUAUACUGCUUAAGUUAACACAGUUCUAUUUAUAACAAAUGUUAACCAAUAUAUAUGUACAUAUAUACAUAAAUAUAUUUAUAUACUGUACAUAUAUCAUAAAUCACCAGAGUUUAAUCAACUUAGGCACAGCAUUUUGAAUUUUGUUUUCCUAGACUUCUCUUUAUACAAUGAACAAUAGGAAACUAUGGCAUAAAAUAACUCUGGCAUAAAAAUAAGCAUACUGUACCACAAGAAAUAUUGAUACUGUUUUUUUUUCAGUGAAAUUUUAUUGCCAUCAGUACCUUAAAAUUUAAGGUUUCUUUUAAUUUCAGUGUAACAUUAAGCUGUAAAGGAUAUGCACAGAUGCUAAAUGACAUACAAAAUAGUUUUGCAAUGUGUACACAAUUGCAAAAUGUAGACACGUUAAAUGAAAGCACAGAAUUCAAAGCAGAAGCGAUAAACUAAGCAGUAAUACUGUGAUGUAGGUAAGUAUUUGUUAUUUUGAACUUAAAAAGGGUAUGGCUUUUGGCUGCCUGCACUCUGAAUUGAGGAGUGUUUUCUUAGUAGUGUGUGUGCGUGCACAUACUGUGCAAAAAGCCUGUCUGCAUUUGUCAAGAUUGUGUGUCCUUUAGUCUUCCUCAACACAAGGAGAGACUGUUAAUGCCAGAGUGUGCUACCUAACCUUGAAACUGAUUGUAGCUUAGCAUUGUAUUGGUUAUUCGUAUAGAAAAAAAGCAUUCCAAAGUGUGUGUGUUUUUGUGUCAGAUGCUGACCGAUUAUAGCAAAUAAAAAAUAGUGACAUAACAUUUACUUUGUCUUUAUAGCCUAACUACUGCAGUAUUCGAGGAAAUCAAUAAAGACUGUCAUUGCCAGUUAUCAGUA